ACAUUUGGUAGUCAUUAGGGCCGGAGGGAAGGAGGCAGGCGCGGGAGCAGCCUUUCUUCUCCAGCUCAUAUCCCGGCGCCUCACGCUUGGGUGGACGGCAGCCAAGCGCGGCUGCGCUCCCCGCACCCCGUCCCGCAGAGAGGCCAUGGGUGAGCGACUGGCCCUAGGGGUGCCCCCCAGCCAAUGGGGUUGCUUCUGAAGGAUCCCAAAGGCUUUUGAUCGGGACAAGGAAGGGCAGUGGGGUGCCCCGGCCAUGCUCGGCAACACAGCAGGAGGGGACGUGAAGGGACGGCUGCGGGGAUCGGGGCGGUGAGGCCCCCACUGCAUCCCUGCUCUCAUCCGGGUUGUUCGGGGCAAUGAGAGCAGAGGACCUGGUGGGAGGAGAGGAGGAGGAGAUGCCAUCCUUCUGCUACCGAGCAAAUGGCAGGGCACGGGGUGGCUGCAGCCAGUGUCAGAAGAACCUGUCCCUGCAGACGGCUGUCAAAGUCCUCUACGUCUUCUCCGUGCUGCUCAUCGUGGCCGUGACCGUGCUGGCUGCCCUGGUCUUCAAGAAAGUCAACUCCAUCUCUGGAGACAUCAGCUCGGCCCAGAUGUACUAUGAGGAGAAGAUCUUGUCCAUCCAGGAGGACCUCCAGGAGUUGGAUGAGAAGAGCUCAGGCAACUGCUCCCUCUGCCUGGAGACAGGGCAGCUGGGCCAGGAGCUUGGCAAGCUGCAGGGUGAGCUGGAGGAGAUCCAGAAGAUGCUCUUGGUUCAGGAGGUCCUCCUCGACCGCACCUCUCGCACCCACGACACGCUCUCAUCCAGCAGCAACGAGAUCAGCAGCGAGGUGGCCGACUGCUCCUCCUCCACCCGACGGCUGAACGAGAGCGUGGGGCAACUGGUGGCCCAGCUGGGGGGCUGGCGGGCCAUCACCUCCCAGCUUGAUGGCUCACUCAAGGGCUUGGAACAGGAGCGCUUUGACGUGCGUGCCGCCAUGCAGCAGCUCAACUUCACCUUGGGGCAAACCUCUGACUGGAUCCAACUCAUCCAGAGGAAGACGGACGAGGAGACGUUGACGCUGCAGAAGAUGGUCACCGAGUGGCAGAACUACACACGGCUCUUUGCAGGACUGCGGGCCACCUCCACCGAGACGGGUGAGCUGGUCAGGAGCAUCCAGGCUGGCAUGGGUGCUGCAGCCCGGCAGGUGGGCCAGAACGCCGAGGGCAUGCAUGACCUGGUGCUGCAGGUGAUGGGGCUGCAGCUGCAACUGGACAACAUCUCCUCCUUCCUGGAUGACCACAAGGAGAACAUGAACGACCUGCGCUACCACGCCAAGUAUGCGCAGAACCGCACGGCUGAGCGCUUCGAGACGCUGGAAGGCCGGAUGGCCUCGCAUGAGAUUGAGAUUGGCACCAUCUUCACCAACAUCAACGCCACCGACAGCCACGUGCACAGCAUGCUGCGCUAUCUGGAUGAUGUGCGUCUCUCCUGCACUUUGGGUUUCCAUGCUCAUGCUGAGGAGCUCUACUACCUGAACAAGUCCCUCAGCCUGGUCCAGGGCACCACAGACCUUCUGCGGGAGCGCUUUGGAUUGCUCAGUGCCCGGCUUGACUUCGACAUCCGCAACCUGUCCAUGGUGAUGGAGGAGAUGAAGGUGGUGGAUGUCCGGCAUGGGGAGAUGCUGAAGAACAUCACCAUCUUACGAGGUGUGCCAGGCCUCCCAGGUCCCCGCGGCCUCAAGGGUGAUGUUGGCAUCAAGGGUCCCGCAGGAAGCAAAGGAGAGAAGGGCGACGUGGGCAGCCUGGGCUCACCAGGCCCCCCUGGCUCCCCUGGACCUCCUGGUCCUCCUGGUCCCCAGGGGGAAAGGGGUCCCCUGGGUGCAAAGGGUUUUCCCGGCCUCAAGGGCGCUAAGGGCAGCUUUGGGCAGUCUGGCUCCAGGGGACAGAUGGGACCCAAGGGAGAUGUGGGUCCUCCAGGGCCAGAGGGGGGACCAGGACCAACAGGACCCCCUGGUCCUCAAGGAAAACUGGGGCUCCCCGGGAACCCCGGGGCUGUGGGACAGAUCGGCCCCAUGGGUCCCAAAGGAGACCCUGGUUUGAGAGGCCCCCCAGGACCGCCAGGUCCCCCCGGUCCUCCUGGCCCAUGAUGCAGACUUGGAGCCAUGCUAAUGGCACUGGGAUGGAAGAACUCCUUCCAGCUCUGAGAGCAUCCCCUGCUCCUGCUGCCAGCCCCUGGGGACAGGGCAGGAAGGACCCUAGGGGGUCCAGAUCCCCCCAGCAUGAUGCUUUUUGGGGUGCACGGGGCUGGUCCCUGGCUCUUGAGUGGGCUGCAGAGUCCUGGGGCUUGGGGUCCCGCCGGACGAGGACCUGUAUGGGCUGGGGCACAGCUGGUUUGUGCCCUACUUCCAGCCACCUUCACCCCUCCUUCCCUGGCUGCACCAGCAAUGUAAUCCCGGCACAAUAAAUCUGUAUGGGGACAAGUGAUUCCUGCCUUUGGGACAUUGAGAUGUGGGGUACAGGAGGGCUGGGGAGGAGCCCAGAUCCAAACCUGGGGGCACUGGUGUAGUACAGAUGGUGGAGUGAGAAGGGAGCAUCCCACAGAGCUGUCCCCAAGCAGGGGGCGCAGGCUCAUGCAGAUGUGCACAUGCACUUGCCAUCUCUAAUGGAGAACCCCUCCUGGCCCCAAAGCAGGGCCCCUGGAAGAUGUCCCCACAUCCCAGGCUGGUGGGCAGGGUGUGGGUUGUUUUUCCCUGGCAGAGGGCAGGGAGGGGGCAGCUGGAGGCCCCAGGUACCCGAGCUGGGGCCUUGGUGCCAAGAGCAACACGGAGCUGGGGAAAACCAGCCAGCCCCACACCUAGCCUCAGCUCGGGCUCUCCCCAGCCUCGCUGUGGGGGUGCAGCAUGCCCCCAGAAUGCACACCUGCACACACAGCCCUGCUUCACUGCCUGCUCCUAGGAGAAAUAGGCCUUUGCCAAUAGCAGCUCUGACUUUGUUUUCCAGAGGUUUGUUCAGGUCACAGCUCUUCCUGUCCCUGUGCCCACCCCUGUUCCCAUUCCAUCCCUAUCCCUGUUCCAUCUCAUUCUAUCUCUGUCCCCAUUCCUGUUCCCAUCUCAACCUCCAUCCCACCCCUUCCCAUCCCUAUUCCCAAUACCACACCUAUCCCUAUCCCAUUCCAACCUCCAUUCCCAUCCU
Messenger RNA from Meleagris gallopavo (turkey), 3171 nucleotides. RefSeq names its product scavenger receptor class A member 3 (gene SCARA3). The record is from RefSeq and is a predicted model, not a curated record. Lineage: Eukaryota; Metazoa; Chordata; Aves; Galliformes; Phasianidae.